This is a messenger RNA of Meyerozyma guilliermondii ATCC 6260, 2109 nucleotides long. RefSeq lists its product as uncharacterized. Bases 1 to 2109 code for a protein of 702 amino acids. NCBI's taxonomy places the organism in Eukaryota, Fungi, Ascomycota, Pichiomycetes, Serinales, Debaryomycetaceae. The record is from RefSeq and is a predicted model, not a curated record. The transcript has a single exon.
AUGGUGGUGCUUCUCAAGGUGCCACUAUUUUUGGUUCAUGAUUUCCCCACCCGCGCCCACUGCACCUAUACAUUUUACACGAUCCGCAGUACCCUUUAUAGUUUCAGACUUAUACGUAUUCCACAAAAAAAGCUCGUUCGUCCCUCGAAAAGAGCCCACAACACGGCGCUAUACAUGUCACCGUCGCAGGCUGCUCAGGAGAAUACUCCAGUAUCUCCUAAAUCGCCUUUAAUCCCGCUUCGGUUAUCAAGUGGAGAAGUCAAGAAUGAUCACGGAGAAGCUGAAACCAAGCGAAAUAAGCCAAAAGACGGCCACAAAGGAAAGAAGAGCUCCAAGCGACCGAUUCUGUCAGAUUCAGCAACAAAGAAGUUCGCUGUGAGUAAUGACUGGCUUAACUUUGAUGUCCCCAAGCCCAGUAGAAAGGCAAGAAGCGACGACAAAGCACCACAAGAAGUAGAAGUAAAACAAGCAUCCCAACUUGCUUCUAUUCUAUUGGACACGAAGAAAGUGGUACAGGCUAACGAUUUGGUACAACCUCCAAAUGAAGACCGCAAGAAUACUUCUAUAGCUGCUUCGAGCAGUACAUUGGCUAGAGCAGACAAGGUAAGAACCAUGUUGGGACUCAAGUAUUUGUAUAUCCACCGUGUGUACGAGUGGUCUCAGUCUCCUGAAUCAAUAUCACACCCGGGAGUGGAAGGGCUAUACAAUCCUCUUCAGAUCAUAAGGAACAGAAAGAUCAGGGCCAAGUACAAAGAGUACCCUCGCCAAUUAACCAUAAGGCUUCUUCCUUUACCAUGUAAUGCAUUUAGCUCCCACAACGACUCACGAAAGAACUGGAGAAUGCUUUGGGGCAUUGACCUCAACGAACUUCUUGAUGAUACUCCCUGGCGACAAGACCACUGGCAUGAAAUUAAGAACCCAAAGGGCCAAUUAUGGUUUCCCAAGAGACCCACAUCGAACGAGUCGUCCCUAGAAAUCCAUAUGCAUGGUCAUAAUAUUCGAAAGCGAAUGCACGAAAAGCUAUUUGCUGAUGACAUCUCAGACUCGUCGAAAGACCUCAAAAGUCUGUCUUUGAAUACCUCUAUCACUGACGAAGAUGACGGCAAGUUCCUCAUAAAGAUCUCGAGAGCUAGAUCUCCUAAUCGUCGCCGACAUCAUGUCAAAAAAAGAGUAAAACGUGGAGCAAGAAAAUUAUACUUGGGAUCAUCACCUUCAACUUCAGAGCUGGAAUCUGACGUGGAAGACUUGGAAGAGGAACCAACGGGGACUCAUGAAGAUUUGAGUAAGCAGUUUUUCAAACCUGUGUCCCCGCCGUCAAAUGAACAAGAUAAUGUGGAUCCCUUGGAUUCAAGCCCAAACUACAAAAUGAUUCCACCAGAGAUAUACAUCGAACUGGAAAAUGAAGUCAAAAAAGUACCAUUCAAAUCGAUGCUGAGGGUACAAGUUAAUACCGAUGAACUGCCCCAGGAUUCGGAUAACGACCAAGAAACUACUCAGCUUUCAGUCGAGCAAUUGCAAGCAUGCGACAAGGAUAUUUGCAUUACUCGCUCACAAUUUUCAUACCUCCAGGCUGUUAUUGAACUCAAACUAUACUACAUGACCAAUCUGUACCCUGAUCUAGUGAACAAACUCACAAGUAUAAUCCAAGAGAUUGUGGAAGUGGACCUCGUAAGGCUUAACGAGUCUACCUUCGAGAUACAUGAAAACAUAUUACCCGCGUAUGAGAUGUUGUACAACGGAUUUAACGACGAAAUCAAGUCUGUUAUUCACCAAAUCAAUGAAAAUUAUUCGGUUCGAAUUGACAAUCUUUUAAGUAGCAGUGAUCGUCUGAUUGGUGAGGUGAACACUUCAAUUUCUCACGAGCUUCGGAAAGUCAAUGAGAAGCUCGACCGGUUAAAUAACUCUUUUUUUGGAGGUAUGAUAGCCGGAGCUUUGAAGGAUAACGAGUAUAUGAACAUGAGUGAUAGUGGGAAUAAGCAGAUAUUGUACCUUAUUUUGGAGAACUGCAUUGUCAUUUCCUUGCGGAUAAUAUGGGUGAUUGCCAAUGUUUUCCGAUGCCUUCUAUAUAUUAUUAGGGUGAUAUGGAGAAUCAUUAGGAUAUUUAUAUAG